AUGAUUCCUUCGAAUAUACUAGGUGUGCUAACCCCUGCUGAAGGUUCAAGAAAAAUACCUGAUGAAGAAAAGUGUCUUGCUUGUCAGUUAAUGGGAUCAGCAUUAUGUCUUGCCGGAGGUAUAUAUUUCAUGUCCGAAAUUCCAUUUCAAGGGUCCAAUGCCUCUACCAAAAAGAAUCCUCUAUGGUGGAAAAAUUCGGUGAAAUCAGCCGGUUUAGGGUUGUUUGGGUAUGGUAUUUACCGUGGUGGCGAGGGCUGGCUAUGGAAUAAAGACAUAAAAUACAAAGAUACGCUUUUUUAA
Messenger RNA from Pichia membranifaciens NRRL Y-2026, 300 nucleotides. RefSeq lists its product as hypothetical. The coding region runs from base 1 to 300 and encodes 99 amino acids. Lineage: Eukaryota; Fungi; Ascomycota; Pichiomycetes; Pichiales; Pichiaceae. The record is from RefSeq and is a predicted model, not a curated record. The transcript has a single exon.